AUGGCUCGACCCGAGGACACAGCGCAAGCGCCACGCUUGAAUGGCGGCGAGAUAGACGAAGGUGGGAUGGGAAUUGGGAGUUCUGAAUCGAGUGAUGUCCUGCCUGCACCAAAGGAUGACCCUCCAUACCCCGACGAAGAUGAAAGUCGACCAGGCACUGCUUCGGGAGAUCCAUCGGAGGGUGCUAGCAAGCAACCGGCCGUAGUGAAAGCGCUUAGCCCCGAAGAAACUAUUGAACUCGCUCGACAAGCCGUUGAACUCGGGAUUCAGGAGACCAAACGUUCCCUGGCAGGUAGCGAGGGUGUUACGGAUGUGGUGAAGCCAAAGCUCACCAUUGAUCUCGGUCAUUCACACAUUGCCCGCAUUCCGGAGCCAGUUGUGGACUUGAUCAAAGAUGAGGUUGAACGGCUUUCGUUGUCAAACAAUCAACUCUUCCAUAUUCCCUAUCGCUUUGCUGAAUGCUCCCAUCUACGCUAUCUCAAUAUCAGAGCAAACAACUUCCGUGAAUUUCCCAAAGGAGUUUACAAACUGCCUCUACUCGAAAUUCUGGAUUUAAGUCGGAACAAAAUCAAGGAACUACCCAACGAAAUCAGCAAGUUGAAAUCAUUGCGAGUUCUAUCUGUGAUGCAAAAUCGCCUCACUGAUCUGCCGCCCACCCUCGCCGAAAUGCACAAGCUUCAGAUCUUCAAGUGUGCCGAAAAUCGUUUGCGCGAGCCUCUGCGGGCGAUUCUGGGGGAAGAUGAGGACCAAACGACUCCCUCCGGUAUGACUGAUAACGAGAGAGAAGUUGCAGCGACAACGAGACUCAAGAGAUUCUUCCUCUCGUGUCGACGGGCCACUGAAUCUCCUGAGCUAGAGCCUCCUGCUUAUUUGAUCGACGGCGGUUUCGAAGCGAAAGUGGCACCAACACCGACACCUUCGAUACCUUCGAAUUCGAAAAGGAACCUGAGUGGCCGAUUUCCAGUGAUUCCUAGCACUGGGGAUGGCUCAGCAGCUUCUUCCCGGUCCCCGUCGAUAUCUCGGCCUGUGCCACCGCCAAAAUCACACCAUCGAAUGGCCUCCGGGCAACAAGGCGCUACUUACCAUAUGCCUGGUCUCCAAAGACCCGGUAUAGCGCCUCAUACUACCAACGAGCGCAAUCGAAGUAAUAGCGAGGGCAUCAUUCAAGGGUCAUCUGCUGCUCGUAGCAAACGAAUGGGACUGAUAACUCGCAAGAAUACUGACUUGGGCACAUUGGAUGAAACGCUCCCAUAUCGAAACAGCCAUCUACGAGGUCUCAGUUACGGGUCUGUGCUGCGAACGCGUUCGCCUGCGCCGCCAAUAGCUACCAAGGACACCACUACUCCCAGUCCCAGCAGCCCAAGAGAGCGUCGGCGUCCGCGAGAUGGCUGGGUGAAUCGCAUGUCCAGUCUGCCCGAACACAAGGGUGAACGUGGGUCUGAUCUACCCAUUAUGAAGAGUGCAAAGGGCAUUUUAUUUGCUCUCGCUCAAGUUCAUAACCAUAUUAGUACAUUGAUCAACGUGAUAAAACACGAUGACACUCGACGUCACAGCCUCGAGCUAGUCUUUUACAACGCUUCAUCUCACGUGGACCAGCUCAAUGAUACCAUCGACAAAGCAUCGAACACUAUGCUCAAUGACCCAGAGUCGACCGCCUCUGUCACAGAAACAAUCAAACGCGAAUGCGAGACGUGCAUCGGAGCCUAUAUCCACGUCGGCACGCAGCUACGUAACAACGCUGCCAAGAUCGUUGCUAACGGUGAUCCACGCUAUGUACGAUCACUGAUGCUGACCCUAUUUGGCAGCAUGGUCGAGCUGCGGAAUGCUUGCGCUGUUCUCAAGGUUCCGCUCCGGGCCAUCAACAAACCUGGCUUCCCUACAAAGCGCUUGAUUGGCCCAAGUGAGCCUCUUCCCUCGGUUCCAGACCGAUCUCAACGCCCGUUGGUUACACCGACAAGAGAAGCCAUCCCACCCACACGUCGGCUGCGAAGCGACACGACAAUCCGGCACCCGCAAUAUCCCAUGACUACGCACUCCAGUCAGAUUGGCACCAGCUCCCCUGUUUAUUCGACGCCGUACUCCCGUAGUCGCUCGGGCAGCAGCUCAAACAUGGCUAGCAUGCCUCACGCGCUGGCAACCCCUCGCUCAGGCGAAAGUUUCCCACCUUUGCCAGCUCCAACAGGUCCCCGAGCCCAUACACUGACUGGAAUGGACGAGAAUGACGAAGAUCGAGCGUUCGAAAAGAUCUUCCGACAGCUUACCUACGCCUAUCAAGCCGCACAUACGGCACUUCCACUGGUCCACGGACAAUUCAUCAAGUGUCUCGAGGAGGCCCAGCAGUCACGAGAUCCAGACGGGAUUCAACUCCUUUGGAACAAUCUCAUCCGUCGAUGCCAAGGCUGCUUGGAAGCCACAGAUGCCCUAGGACAGCGCCUUUCCUCCAUGAAAGUCAAAGAACCAGGCGGCGGCCUCCGCAACCAGCGCGAGUUCUGGCUACUAUGCAAAUCGUUCAUGCACUCAUUCGUCGACCUGGUGAACGAGAUGCGCGAGGUCAGAAGCAUGCGCCUCCUUGCUCCAGACAUCAUCGUCCUCCUACGUCCAGUCCAGCAGGCAAGCCGCGAAGCAGGCCGCUUGAUCGAAGUAUCUCCCUGGGCCUUCCUGGCAGACCCAGACCGCCACUCGCCUCCUAGAAACCUGUACGGCCCCCCGCUGCUGAUCCCCCACCCGCAACACCAAACAUCCGUCUCAACGUCCGUCCUCAACAACCCCCACAGUUACCAUCUCAACCCGCAGAUGCCCCCACAAUCGGCCACUGUUCCUGCCACCCCGCUGAGUGCGGCGCUCGGCCCUGCUGCGCAGGCCACUGUUCCGUCCACGCCGGCGAGUGCAUACAGUGACAAGUUCUUUGAGGGCGAUGUCUUCCAGCGAGCUGACUCGCUUCUCUCGUCCAAUCAAGCUCCAUUCUUCCGUCGCUAA
Messenger RNA from Penicillium bovifimosum, 2976 nucleotides. RefSeq lists its product as uncharacterized. Gene Ontology annotation, molecular function: protein binding. Lineage: Eukaryota; Fungi; Ascomycota; Eurotiomycetes; Eurotiales; Aspergillaceae. The coding region runs from base 1 to 2976 and encodes 991 amino acids. The transcript has 4 exons. The record is from RefSeq and is a predicted model, not a curated record.